Messenger RNA from Symphalangus syndactylus (siamang), 3102 nucleotides. RefSeq names its product chromosome transmission fidelity factor 18 (gene CHTF18). Gene Ontology annotation, molecular function: ATP hydrolysis activity; ATP binding. The record is from RefSeq and is a predicted model, not a curated record. Lineage: Eukaryota; Metazoa; Chordata; Mammalia; Primates; Hylobatidae.
CGGGGCGGGCAGUGCGCGUCGGCGGCGGCGGCGCGGGAGGUUCGGAGCUGGAGACCGGGCUCGCGGACGGCAUGGAGGACUACGAGCAGGAGCUGUGCGGCGUCGAGGACGAUUUCCACAACCAGUUCGCGGCCGAGCUGGAGGUGCUGGCCGAGCUGGAAGGGGCGUCGACUCCGUCGCCCUCCGGGGUCCCCCUGUCCACCGCGGGCCGACCCCCACAGACGUUCGAGGAGGCCCUCGCCAGAGGGGACGCGGCCUCCCGCCCCGCCCCAGCCGCAUCUGUGGGCAGCAGCCAAGGCGGCGCCAGGAAGAGGCAGGUGGACGCCGACCUGCAGCCGGCCGGGUCCCUGUCCCACGCCCCCAGGAUCAAACGGCCUAGGCUGCAGGUGGUCAAGAGGCUGAACUUCAGGUCGGAGGAGAUGGAGGAGCCGCCCCCUCCCGACUCCCCGCCGACGGACAUCACCCCGCCGCCAAGCCCCGAGGACCUCGCCGAGCUUUGGGACCACGGAACCUCAGACGCUGCUGGCGAUGUGGGUCUCACACGGGCCUCACCAGCUGCCCGUAAUCCCGUCCUGAGGCGGCCCCCCAUCUUGGAGGACUACGUCCACGUGACAUCCACGGAGGGCGUCCGGGCCUAUCUGGUGCUACGUGCUGACCCUAUGGCUACGGGGGUGCAGGGCUCUGUCCUCCACGUGCCAUGGCGAGGCAGUGGCCAGCUGGAUCUGCUGGGUGUGUCCUUUGCCUCCCUGAAGGAGCAGGUCGACGGCGAGCGGCGGAAGCAGCUGCUUCAGGAGGCCCAGAGGCUCUCAGACACCCUGCACAGUCUCAGGUCGGGGGAGGAGGAGGCAUCCCAGCCCAUGGAGGCCCCUCAGGAGAAGCCGACUGAUGGCCAAGACGCCUCCACUCACUGCCUCUGGGUGGAUGAGUUUGCACCCCGGCACUACACGGAGCUGCUCAGUGAUGACUUCACCAACCGCUGCCUGCUGAAGUGGCUGAAGUUGUGGGACCUGGUGGUGUUUGGCCACGAGAGGCCUGCCCGGAAGCCCAGGCCCAGUGUUGAGCCGGCCCGGGUCUGCAAGGAGGCCACAGCUCCAGGCAAGUGGAAGAGCCACGAGCAGGUGCUGGAGGAGAUGCUGGAGGCUGGGCUGGACCCCAGCCAGCGACCGAGGCAGAAGGUGGCACUGCUGUGUGGGCCCCCAGGGCUGGGGAAGACCACCCUGGCACACGUAAUUGCACGUCACGCGGGGUACUCUGUGGUGGAGAUGAACGCCAGUGACGACCGCAGCCCGGAGGUGUUCCGCACGCGCAUCGAGGCGGCCACCCAGAUGCAGGCGGUGCUGGGUGCUGGCGGGAAGCCCAACUGCCUGGUCAUCGACGAGAUCGACGGGGCCCCUGUGGCCGCCAUCAACGUCCUCCUGAGCAUCCUGAACCGCAAGGGGCCACAGGAGGUGGAGCCACAGGGCCCGGCCGUGCCUUCGGGUGGCGGCCGACGGCGCCGGGCAGAGGGGGGGCUCCUCAUGAGGCCCAUCAUCUGCAUUUGCAACGACCAGUUCGCGCCGUCCCUGCGGCAGCUGAAGCAGCAGGCUUUCCUGCUCCACUUCCCGCCAACUCUGCCCUCGAGGCUGGUGCAGCGGCUCCAGGAGGUCUCCCUGCGGCAGGGCAUGAGGGCCGACCCGGGGGUGCUGGCCGCCCUCUGUGAGAAAACCAACAAUGACAUCCGGGCCUGUCUCAACACCCUGCAGUUCCUGUACAGCCGGGGCCAGCGGGAGCUGAGCGUGGGGGACGUGCAGGCCACACGCGUGGGCCUCAAGGACCAGCGCAGAGGGCUUUUCUCGGUGUGGCAGGAGGUCUUCCAGCUGCCUCGAGCCCAGAGGCGCCGUGUGGGCCAGGACCCCGCCCCGCCUGCUGACACACUCCUGCUGGGUGACGGGGACGUGGGCUCCCUGACCUCUGCCUCACAGCGAUUCUACCGUGUCUUGCAUGCCACUGCCUCUGCGGGCGAGCACGAGAAGGUGGUCCAGGGCCUGUUUGACAACUUCCUGCGCCUGCGGCUGCGAGACUCCAGCCUGGGCGCUGUGUGUGCGGCCCUCGACUGGCUCGCCUUCGAUGACCUGCUGGCGGGGGCUGCUCACCACAGCCAGAGCUUCCAGCUGCUACGCUACCCACCCUUCCUGCCCGUGGCCUUCCAUGUGCUGUUUGCUUCCAGCCACACACCCAGGAUCACCUUCCCCAGCAGCCAGCAGGAGGCCCAGAACCGGAUGAGCCAGAUGAGGAACCUGAUCCAGACGCUGGUGUCUGGCAUCACGCCAGCCACGCGCAGCCGGGCCACGCCCCAGGCCCUGCUCCUGGAUGCUCUCUGCCUGCUCCUGGACAUUCUUGCACCCAAGCUCCGCCCCGUGAGCACGCAGCUGUACAGCACCCGUGAGAAGCAACAGCUGGCCAGCCUGGUGGGCACGAUGCUCGCUUACAGCCUGACCUACCGCCAGGAGCGCACACCCGAUGGCCAGUACAUCUACAGGCUGGAGCCGAACGUGGAGGAACUCUGCCGCUUCCCUGAGCUGCCUGCCCGCAAGCCCCUCACCUACCAGACGAAGCAGCUCAUUGCCCGCGAGAUCGAGGUGGAGAAGAUGCGGCGGGCGGAGGCUUCUGCCCGGGCAGAGAACAGCCCCCAGGUGGACGGGAGCCCCCCAGGGCUCGAGGGUCUGCCGGGGGGCAGUGGGGAGAAAGGGGUGCGCCGAUCUGCCCCACGCAACCAUGAGCAGCGGCUGGAGCACAUCAUGAGGCGAGCGGCCCGGGAGGAACAGCCUGAGAAGGACUUCUUUGGACGUGUGGUCGUCAGGAGCACGGCAGUCCUGAGUGCAGGUGACACGGCCCCGGAGCAGGACUCAGUGGAGCGGCGCAUGGGCACGGCUGUGGGCAGGAGCGAGGUCUGGUUUCGCUUCAACGAGGGUGUCUCCAAUGCUGUGCGGCGCAGCCUUUACAUCAGGGACUUGCUCUAGUUCUCUCUGACCCGUGGACACGCCCCCGCAUUGCUUCCCACAGAGUGCAGAGGGACGGAAACCUGGAGAUGUCUUUAUAAAGUCACACCUUUACAGACUGUUA